CAUACACCGGUAGGAACUGUACUUUGUGCCCCAUAGGCUAGAUGGCGCAGUCUAUAACCCAAUAGAUGCAAACGCCCUAUUUCUGCUUCAAAACAAGACACACUGACCCCACUGACCGAAUAUUUUCCUCCAGAGGUAGCGUCGGUAGCGCGUCACGGAUGCUUGCGCAUGCUCCCUUGUCUUGUGGUGUGAGUUCUCCCAACUUUGGCCUCUCGAGGAAAUAAAACCGAUAAAACUUCGGUGUGAUUAAUAUCCGGGAAGAUGAACUCAUCCGGGUGUUUGUGGUCGACUUUCGAGGAAACGAUACGACGUCGAUAUGCCUGGAAUGCGUGAGGAGGAAGAGCCCGACGAACGUCGACGGUGGUCGGUUGGAGCGCAAUGUUUAUGAUGGCCGUGUCGGUAUCAGCAGCACAACGACGGCGGUUAUCGCAGCCUCUAACCGCUGCGGUAACGCUUAUCCUUUGAAACUUUCUCGGAGGCUCAGAUAUGAGGCACUAACGACCCAUACACGGAAGGCAGUAUGUCUUGCUGCGGUACCAGAGCUCUGGUUUUGACGAUUUGCAUCCUUCAACUGAUUGCGACCUUCCAGCGGCAAGUUUUCGACUUUCUGGGCUACAUGUGGGCCCCGAUCCUGGGCAACUUCUUCCAGAUCAUAUUCGUCAUCUUCGGGUUCUUCGGAACGUACCACUACCGGCCUAGAUACGUCGCUGCGUACCUCGUCUGGACCUUUGCCUGGAUCGGUUGGAACGUCUUCGUGAUCUGUCUCUACAUGGAAGUUGGCUUCUUAAGCAGGGAUUCGAGCAUUCUGAACAUCGGCACGGGGAGCCGUAGCUGGUGGGAAGCCCACGGCUUCGGCUGCUCGGCCGUCUUCAACUUCAGCUCUUCGGACGACAUCCUGGCCGUCACCAAGCCGGUUUUUGUGAGCGGAUGUCUCCUGGAAUACUACCACGUGGAGUGCAUCCAGGCAGGGGUCCAGUGUCUUCUUGCAUUUGUCGGUUUCGUUGGAGGGUGCUACGUCAUCUACCUCUACACGCAAGAGGACGAUUCGUUUGAUUUCAUUGGGGGCUUUGACCCUUACUCUGCCUACAUAACCCCACCAAAGCAGUGUCGCAUGCAACACACGAUCUAUGCUGAGAAGAAACAAAAGAAAGCCGCUGAGCAGCCUUCCUUAUAGCAUCGAGUUCAGGACCGACCCCCCCAACGACCCGCCGGGACCGCCCCGGGCACCCAUGACGCCACGGCGCGUCAAGCGGCGCUCCACGCGCUCCAAGCGCGGAAGCAACGGCCAGGUCCGCUACCAGAACCCCGUGACGCGUCUGCUGGACCGGUCCCUGGACACGUCGAGCAACGACAGCUACGCCCACCUCGGCAGCGGCGGCGGCGGCCUGAGCAACCCGGUCUUUCUGGGCUCCCGGUCCAGCCUGCACUCACUGUACGGCAAGGCCAACCCAAAUGUCAGUGCCCACGGGCGUGCCAGCCAACAGUCCUUGCGGUCGUCACGGGGAGGGGGCCGCCCGCCGUACAUCAACAGCUCGGAGACGGUCAUCUAAGUGGCCGUCUGCUCAGAGACGGUCGUGUGAACAGUCGUCUGCUCGGAGGCAGUUAUCCAAGCGGUUGUUCGCCAGGAGACAGUCACCUAAGCAGUUGUCUGCACGGAGACGAUCAUCUGAGCAAUCGUCUGCCAGGGGACAGUCGUCUGAGUGGUCGUCUGCUAGGAGACAGUCAUCUUAGUGGUCGUCUGCUUGGAGACAGUCAUCGGAGCGGUCGUCUGCUUGGAGACGGUCAUCUCAACAGUCGUCUGGUCGUUGGACGGCUUGUCUGUCCCGUGACGCCGGCGAGUGCGGGGUCUCAGAGGAGGGGAGGGCGGUUCUAAAGGGGGUGAUCCCGAACUGGAGGGCGUGUCCCUCAUUGGUGCCAGGACGCCGGUGUUACAGACCAUCUGUUGGUGCCAUUUUCAGACGGCGUGUUGGUUGUUGUUCAGACGCUCGGAAGGUGGAUGAGCGUCUCACGAUUUGACGCUGGGAAGGGAAUGUUUUUUGUUGGUUGGCUGUGGGAAUGUUUUGAUGACUGCUUAUAUGUUGUGGCGCUUGCGUUUUUUUUGGUGUGUGUGUAUACGGUCAGACCUCUCAGAUUUCUACCCCUUGGUUGCCACUGAGACUGUUAACGAGUGGAGAGAUUUUGUAAAUUGAGGGUGAGAUGGGGCAGGUAUCUUUUCUUAGAGUUGUCUCACUGUAAAUAUUGGCCACUUUACGACGAGUCAUGGCUCAUUUUGUCUCGUAACUUGCCCCACGUUGAUGGCAUCAGGCGGGACUAUCACAUUUAUUUACCUCCAUUAAUUUUUAAUUUCUUUGUGUUCAAAUUUGAAUGUUUAGUAUUUUACUAUUUCAUUUAUGUAACUGAAUAAUUUUGUAAAUGAAAGCCAAAAGAACAGUCAUCACUAGACAGUGUUUAUACUCAUUAGUGACAUUGUUUUAUUGCUCGCAGCAGUCUGCAGAUCAUAGGUUUUGUUUAAUGGUUGGUAUUUUUAAGCUUUUUUUCGUUAUUAGAGGUGAAGAGCAACUUUGGGGUUGCCAGAGCGAGGUCUGACCAUAUUUGCACUUGUACAAAUAUAUACAUUUGAGUCAAACUUUUUUGUAUUUGUCAUGGUGUUUCAAUCGUUUCUAUAUCUGAUGAAUCUAAGGAAUGUUUUAAAAUAUUUGGAGGCACUUUUUUUUAUUGCUUGGUAUUACAAAAUAAUGCCCUUCUACAAAACUUUACAGCUGUUUUUACUCUUAGUUUUUUUCUAAAGCCAUUCUUUUUCUUUUUGAGCUUCCUACUGCAGCCAUACCUUUUGUGACGGCAUUUCAGCAUAAUUACAGAAGUUCCUAGGUGAAGUGGAACUGUGAGGGAAUCUGGUGAAAAACAUACUUUUUAAGAAGUUGGUGCAUGAAAGCAAGUAAAAAACAAAAACCACAUUUGUUUUUGUGGAUAGUAGAUUAGGUUAUGAAUGUUGAGCACAGACUUGUGCACCUUGAAUAAUUCUUGUUACAUGAUUGGUAUUGUGCAGUUUUGCGAAUGCUUUACACAAGUGUUUCCUAAAGCUGCCUGCAAAUUUUCUGUUUAGCAUGUUUCCGCUGCUGUGUUUGCGAUCAGGACGGUCUUUAUGUCGUCGCAUACAUUGUUGUUUUGAUGUUGCAUUCUGUGCUUGCCUUUGAUGUCCCCCUUUAAAUUGUUUGGGUAAAAAGGGUUCCCGUUCCACUGUCCAUAUGUUGUGGCACGCACUAUGCAUCCGUGGAGUGCAAAGUGAGGCAAAAGAGUUGUCUUGGAAAACCAAAGAAUGUCUCGUCAGCGUCCCCUAAAGAUGCUACGCUUGGGGAACGGAGCGCUGUCACGUGUAAAUAGCAACCACAUCAACUUUCAUUUCUACGGUUGGUGGCUUAGCCCUUCUGUAUUUUCCCCAGUGUUUUUUUCUAAAAUUUACUUUUUUGUUAUGUGUCUUAUUACUUAUUUCCCACUCAUUAUUGGCCCACCACAACGAAUACUUUUGCUCGUUCGUUUGCUACCGCAUUACCACGUCACUCUUGUUUCCUACUGUCGACAGAUCUAACUUUGUGAACAAUGUAAAGGACUCACUUGCUGGUUUUCAAGUGGACUUAAGAAAUAUAGCUUAUUUAUUCCUUGUUUUUUAGGCUUCCAUCUGAGCAUUUUACACUGUUGCAUUUUCACGUGCGUUCCAUGCUCGAGUGUUGUUUUUAGGAUGAAAAAGGAAUAUAUGAGGAGAUGUUUUGCUCAAGGCACAUUGAACAUUGAGUAUUUUUGAGUGUCGACCUUCAUACUCCUGUUUCAUUGCUAUGCUUAUUCCAACAUUGUCAUUCCUUGCAGGAUUGUGAAAUGUACCCCCUUCUAACUGUGGCUUGUCUUUCUUUUUAUGAGGAAAGCCACAGUUGGGUGGGGUUUCGUUUUUUUGUUAUCAAGCUUUCUCGAGGUUUUUGAGAGAGGUGGGGAUCUUUUGUAGGGGCUAUAGUAGUUCAAGGAGACAUUACUUUGAGAAAGAGCUGCUGCAUUAGUAAUGUCAUUCUUUUUUAAAUAGAAAAAAUAUGGAACUAAGUUGAACAAAAUAAAAAGUAAGAUCAUUAUAUCUUCAGCACUGCAGACCUAACACACACGAGAAAAUGAGGAAACAGGUCACCAACCGCUAAUAAGACUAUUUCUUCUGUUCACACACAAAAAAAAACACCUGCUCGUUUUCAUAUAUAAAAUGAUACCCUAGUCGAGUGCAUUUCAAAACACAGCAGUCACGACCAUUGCAAUAUCUCAAGUAUAUUCGUGCAAAACCUUUCUCACUUUUUUAAUGUCUAAUAGCUCCUUUUAGAAGAUGUAGGUAUCACAAAUAUGUAAUAUAGGAAAUUGAUAGGGUCUUCUAAAAUAUCACUCGCAUUGUUUGGUUUAGGGUUUCAUCUGUGCACAUUUUCACAAUCCUGCAUCACUCAUGAUCUCAAUCCUUACUCCUGGUGACUUCGAGAUAACCAGAGCUUUUUCAAUGCCCAUUCCUCAAACCAUCGUGCUGGUUCUUGAACCAUCCUGCUUGUUGCUAGUUUGUACAUAAAUCAAAAGCUGUUACCUUAGCAUAUACCUGUACCAUUGCAUAAUCCUGCUAGUUCCUUGUACAUCUCUUUGAUAUGCAGAUAUGUCGCUGUUCACGUUUCCAAGAGUUCAGAUCCCCAUUGACGUCACGGCUGCUUUGUUUGCUUCACGAGUAACUUCUAGAGAUGAAUUCGAAAUAAGAAAGUCUGGUUUACUGUACAUGUUAUCGACAGCCAGUCGAAUCGCCUGAAAGCUAGGAAAUGUUGUAAAUGAGGGUAAAAUAAAAUAGCAAUACAGGGGGAUGUGUACUACACUGAUCACUGCAGGCACACCUUAAAUUUUCACAUAGAUGUUUCGUGGAAUUCAAGAGUUUGGAGUAGGCAAUAGGUUUUAAACUCACUUGUAUGAUGAGCAUGUAUUGUGUGAGGAGAGGUAGCCAGCUCAAGACAAAGCAUUUUUUUUUUUUUUUUCAGUUGAUGUGGGUAAGCAUUUACAACACUAGUAAAGGCACAGAGGUUAAAGAACGGAGCCAUCAUCUUUGUGCACCUUCAUCAUUGUGUCCAACCAGUGCCAAUAUAUUUAUCUUUUUUCCCCAUUUGUUUCCCAUGUGGUGCAUCUUUUGUGUCUGGAAUUGUGUACUUGUUUUGUGCGGCCUUCGUGAUUGCCACUGUACCUAUUAUGAUCUGUCUGGUGUAUUAUAUGUGCUAGUAAUUGUAAUUAGGUCUCCAAUUACAUGGCUCGGAGCAGUAUCAUUGAGGUGACACUCCGUUUUUGUGGUCAUUCUAUCGUUGAAGCACAGAGACAGGAAGGUGGGUUCGUUUCAUUGGCUCAACGCUUUUAUUGGUACAAUUCUGUGAGGGGAAAAAAUAAAAUAAAAAAAGACGCUUAUGAUGGACGUUACUUUGGUAGUGCCUGUAUAAAGUAUAGCCUGUAAUCACUGCCAGUUUGUAACACACUAGACACAAAUAAAAUGGAAGUAUUUUAUUUUGUAUGAA
This is a messenger RNA of Ixodes scapularis (black-legged tick), 5558 nucleotides long. RefSeq names its product sodium/potassium-transporting ATPase subunit beta-1-interacting protein 4 (gene NKAIN). NCBI's taxonomy places the organism in Eukaryota, Metazoa, Arthropoda, Arachnida, Ixodida, Ixodidae. The record is from RefSeq and is a predicted model, not a curated record. Gene Ontology annotation, biological process: regulation of sodium ion transport. The transcript has 7 exons. The coding region runs from base 521 to 1174 and encodes 217 amino acids.